Messenger RNA from Erinaceus europaeus (western European hedgehog), 3810 nucleotides. RefSeq names its product RPA1 related single stranded DNA binding protein, X-linked (gene RADX). Gene Ontology annotation, molecular function: single-stranded DNA binding. Gene Ontology annotation, cellular component: replication fork. The record is from RefSeq and is a predicted model, not a curated record. The transcript has 14 exons. Gene Ontology annotation, biological process: regulation of DNA repair. NCBI's taxonomy places the organism in Eukaryota, Metazoa, Chordata, Mammalia, Eulipotyphla, Erinaceidae. Bases 116 to 2716 code for a protein of 866 amino acids.
UAAGGUCUGCCACUCCUGCCGCUCCAGGGCGCGGUGGGGUAAUCUUUUAGCGGAGGGCCGAUCAAAGUAGCUUUGGGAAAGUGUGGAAAGUAGGCAAUAGAGCAGCUGCCCGGCGAUGUUGGGUGAGUUAGACCAGCCUCAGGCUGGACCCUCACAUGCCGGGCAUGACCCGCCAAACCCGAACCCCGAGAGAGGUCGGGUUGGGGUCCCAGGUGGGGUGAUCCGAAGGGCCGGUGGCCAUGGGCCCAGGUCGUGGAUUCAAAAGAUUCUGGAGCAGAUAACUGAUUCGCCUCUCCAGUGGGUCACCCCCUCAGAGGUGGUACCUGUCGCUGUGGUGGCCGUUCAAAGGUAUCUGUUAGAGAAUGAGCCACGGGACAAGAUGCCUAAAAUGCGUAAGCGUCCCUUUUACUGUUUCGAUGUGACGAUCUCAGACGGGGUGUACCGGGAAAAGUGCUACCUGGACCCCAGAUUGAACUUUCUCGUAUACAAAAAUAUUCUGAGAGUUGGCGUUGAAAUAAGAAUUUCCCGAGUUUCGUGUCUGUACAAUGAGAGACGGUUAGGCCAGGGGAUCGUGUGCAUAGAUAACGUCCACUGUGGGAAGACCCUGGGCACAAUUCCUUUAGAGACUCCCUUUAGAAAUAGUGCCCAUCAGGAGAUUCCCGAGAGGCCUUUAAGAGGCGGAAAAAGUCACUACCUGCCGCUCUGGAAUAACGAAGAUCCUUAUGGGGACAUCUGGCUAACCAACAAGGCACCUGAGGAACACGAUUUUACCGACACCAAAAUAAUUACCCUCUCUCACCUUGAAAUGACUUGGAAGAACAGAAGGAUUUUUCCCGCACUGCUUGUAAGAAUCUUGUAUAAAUCCAAACUCCGGUAUUAUGGAAGACCUGAUAAGAAGAUGGUCGAGCCAUACCAGACCUUUUUGGAAGUUGCUGACAGCUCAGGCACUGUGUCAGUGAUUAUGUGGAAUGCUCUAUGUCCAGAGUGGUAUAAAAGUUUGCGCACUGGUUUAAUUCUUCUACUUAGAGAUUAUUCUGUUAAAAGGAGUUAUCCAUUCAGAAUACAGCCUCUCCCUGUGGACCCACAGAUCAAACUGAUUUCUACAAUCGAAAUUUGCCUGAACCUCCGGGAUCCUCCAACUAAUAUAAUUAUCAUUCCAGAAAAUCAGGAGAAACCAGAAUGGAGAUUGCCAGCAUUAAGUCACCGCUUUAUUACAAGAUCAGAACUGGAUGAUAUGUCAGAAAAUUCUAUCUGUGAUGUUAUUGGCCUCUUAGUCUUUGUAGGAAGAGUUCAAAGGAGCAAGAAAAAAGAAAGCCGUGAAGAUUUUUGUUCAUAUCGCUGGAUUCACAUUGCUGAUGGGACUUCAGACCUACCAUUUAUAGUGGAACUGUUUUCUACAUCUCAGCCAGAAAUCUUUGAAAAUAUUUACCCAAUGAUGUAUUUCGUGUGUACACAAUUGAAAGUUGUCAGAAAUAACACUCUCAUACCUAACCUGCUUUACCUCACCACUACAAAUGAGAGCCGAGUGUUUAUUACUGGUCAUAGAAGCCAGCCAUAUAUCACUGAUCACAAAGUGAAAAACUUUAUUCAGUGGGUUAAAGCAAAGGCUGAUUCUGGCGAAGAGAAGAAUACUGUUAUUGGUGGCUAUUAUCCCUAUCCACCAGUGCCAGAGACAUUUUUGAAGUAUAGCAGAUCUCUUAAAGUUGAGUCGCUCUUGACAGCUAUAAAUGAAGUGAGGAAGGAGAUUGAAGACUUGCAGUAUAGGGAACAAAAGCGCAUUGCAAUUCAGGGGAUAAUUACUGCUAUAAAGUAUGUCCCCCCUAGCAGUACAACUGAAAGUGCCUCCUCAUCAGAAACACUUCGGAAAGCUAACCGACCUUCAGCAUCCGAAGAAGCCAGAAGAGAAAGCCAAACUCAAGAAAGAGGCGGUGCAUUAUAUAGAGAUGAUGUCCCUACAACUUCUCAAUGUAUUCCAGCUACAUAUACAUGUUUGAGCCCCAGCAAGAAGAAAAGAAUUCUGGACAGCUCAUAUGGCACACUAGUUCCUGUAUCUCAGCCCAAAGCUUCUGCACAAGAGAGAGGAAGUAAACCUGGCAUGCGAGGCAUCUCACCAAGCAUCAUCCCAAAUCGGGCAAGCACAAACUUUAGUUACCAAGGAAAAGCCAGAAAAACUAUAAUUGAUAAGUGGGAAAGUCAGCUGUGGAAAGAGAAAAAGUUAGGCUUGAUGGAUCACCUACAUUACAGCACUGUUCACCCUGAAAGUAUUCCAAGGAAAUUUGAUCUAGAGCACAGGAAGUUUCUUAUUCAGCAGUUUAAUUCUCAACCUUCAAAAUACACACCACCAGAAGCAGUUGACCCAAAACUUGAGGAUUUCAAAAGUGCCCGAUGCCUUGGAUAUUUUGAAAUGACUAUCCUAGGUCUGAAUCAUGAGAUAGCAAUUGAUGUUGCAUUCCUACCCAUGUAUUGUUCAGAAGAUCUCCGAGCAUCUCAAAUAGAUACACUACUAACCUGCAUGAAUUACAGCUGUGUGUAUCCACAGGAAGUAACUGGCAGUGAAAGAGUGCCAGGUCCAAGAGCAAUUGCAGGUGAUAUUAUGAAAGCAAUAAUUGAACUGGAUAGAGUACAUAUCGUUGGUGUCCUGGAUAUCUGCAAUUUAGGUGAUAAUAAAGUAGAAGUCUAUUUGCAUAAAAUUUAUAGCCCAGAGAAUACUUCCUAAAAUUUUGACAGAUAGAACUAUUACCGGUUACUAAAACAUUUCUGUUUUACAGUGUUUUAUCAUUUUCUUGACAAUUUCGAUAAUCUUUUCAGCAAAAAUAUUACGUAAGCUAUAAAUUUAUUAAGUGAAUUUCUGUUCAUCUUAGAUUUGGAACUAGCAUGCUUCGUGUUAAAUUUGUUAACGUUCAUCAAAACUAUUUUGUGUGUAAAGGAAAUCUGUCUUAAGAUCUAUUAAUAGUAUCUUGACUUGUGAAAAAUCUAUGUUUACUGUUCUAUUUGCAAAGUGUACUUUUCUUCUUAAGCCUAAACACAAGGCAUCCUGACUUACAAGAGCGAAUUUCCAUGAAGAUUUAGCAUCUUAACACUUUCAUUCACAUCUAAGGAGAAAUAAGAAAUUUAAGUGCCAGUGUUAGAUUAAAUUCCCUGAAAGGGAUCAGCCUGAAUUUCUCAUUUUAAAAGUACACAUGGAUUGAUAUAAUCCUGUCACCAUGAUCUUUCAUUAGUAUUUUCUGUUUUGUAUUGUAACUUCAUGCCGUUUAAACUUACAAAUGUUUUGACCAGUGUAUGAUCUUAGAGCCAAAGGAUACUGUUAUGUCCGUAUUUUUUUCAAGUAUUCAUGUGCAAUUUGGUAUAUGUGAUGUGAGUUAAAAUAGCAAAAUCUUAUCUCGUAUUGGAACUUUAACUGUUCAUAAUGAAAGUAUAAUGUAUUAAGAAAAUUCAUUUUAUUCAGACUGUUCUGUUCCGUUUUAACUCUUAAUACCUGUUCCACCUUUAUAAAGCCCUGUUGUUGACUGACAUCUGUGUGGCUACUUAGAUAAGCCACAAUGACUAUCACAUUUGUUAAAAAUUGGUCUAUAUCAAGAUGAACCCGACUGUAGUUAAACUGUUACGUUGUGAGAUUUUCUUCUGUGCCUAUGGGUUACGUAACUUCAUGUGCUAUUCAUUUUAACUGUGUAAGGCAGCUCGCAAACAUGAACAUAGCUGCUCCUGUUUGUUUAUGAACAUGUUCAGUAUUUUGUUCUUAGUAAUUGUGUUAAUUAGAAAACCCUUCCAUGUUACUAAAUAUUCAGUGUUAAUAAAGAAUUUAAAAAUGCA